GCUCUGCUUGAAUGAGUUCAAUUACAAUGCAAAUGCUGGAGCUUACUGUGUUGACUGUGUGGUCACCACGGUUGCCGCAUCUCCAGGACAUGGUCACUUCCUUGACUACCUAUCCCGCCUCGCUUCCACCUGUAGCUUCCUUUUUUUUUUUUUUUUUUGACACGGUCUCACUCUGUGGCCCAGGCUGGAGUGCAGUGGUUUGAUGUCGACUCACUGCAACCUCCGCCUCCUGGGUUCAAGCGAUUCUCCUGUCUCAGCCUCCAGAGUAGCUGCGAUUACAGGCGCCCGCCACCACGCCCGGGUAAUUUUUUUGUAUUUUUAGUAGAGACGAGGUUUUGCCAUGUUGGCCAGGCUGGUCUCGAACUCCUGACCUCAGGUGAUCCGCCCGCCUCGGCCUCCUAAACUGCUUGGAUUACAGGCGUGAGCCUCCGCGCCCGGCCGCAUUGGCAUCGACAAAAGUCAGAAUUCCCGGGAACUUGAAGAGAGGCUGCUAAAUUCCCAGUAAUUGUUCCUUUGGCCUUCUAGGGACUGACUUCAAAGAAGGAAGGAAAUAAUCAGGCAGUGCUUCCUCAUUCUCCUUCAAAACCUGCUUCCCACUGAGUCUGCACGUAGGAGGCCAGAGAGCACCUUGCCCUUCCAUGGAAACUCAGGCCGAUCUCGUAUCUCAGGAACCUCAGGCCCUGCUUGAGAGUGCUCUUCCUUCAAAAGUUCCUGCCUUUUCCGACAAGGACAGCCUGGGGGAUGAGAUGUUGGCAGCUGCACUCCUAAAGGCCAAGUCCCAGGAGCUGGUAACCUUUGAGGAUGUAGCUGUGUACUUCAUCCGGAAGGAGUGGAAGCGUUUGGAACCUGCUCAGAGGGACCUCUAUAGAGAUGUAAUGCUGGAGAAUUACGGGAAUGUGUUCUCACUGGAUCGUGAGACCAGAACUGAAAAUGAUCAAGAAAUUUCUGAAGACACAAGAUCACAUGGGGUCCUACUGGGAAGAUUUCAGAAGGAUAUUUCUCAGGGUCUCAAGUUUAAAGAAGCCUAUGAACGAGAAGUCAGUCUAAAGAGGCCACUGGGGAACUCCCCUGGAGAAAGAUUGACCAGGAAAAUGCAAGAUUUUGGUCAAGUGACAGUUGAGGAGAAGAUAACCCCCAUGGGAGAAAGAAGCGAGAAAUAUAAUGACUUUGGGAACAGCUUCACUGUGAAUUCCAACCUUAUCUCACAUCAGAGACUCCCCGUGGGAGACAGACCCCAUAAGUGUGAUGAAUGUAGCAAGAGCUUUAAUCGAACUUCAGACCUUAUUCAACAUCAGAGAAUCCACACCGGAGAAAAGCCCUAUGAAUGUAAUGAGUGUGGGAAGGCCUUCAGCCAGAGCUCACACCUUAUUCAGCAUCAGAGAAUCCACACUGGGGAGAAACCUUAUGAAUGUAGUGAUUGUGGGAAAACCUUCAGCUGUAGCUCUGCCCUAAUUCUGCAUCGGAGGAUCCACACGGGGGAGAAACCCUAUGAAUGUAAUGAGUGUGGGAAGACCUUCAGCUGGAGCUCCACCCUCACCCACCAUCAGAGAAUCCACACUGGUGAGAAACCCUACGCCUGCAAUGAAUGUGGGAAGGCCUUCAGCAGGAGCUCCACCCUUAUUCACCAUCAGAGAAUCCACACUGGAGAAAAACCCUAUGAAUGUAAUGAGUGUGGGAAGGCCUUCAGCCAGAGCUCACACCUCUAUCAGCACCAGAGAAUCCACACUGGAGAGAAGCCCUACGAAUGUAUGGAAUGCGGAGGAAAGUUUACCUACAGUUCAGGCCUUAUUCAGCAUCAAAGAAUCCAUACUGGGGAGAACCCCUAUGAAUGUAGCGAGUGUGGGAAAGCCUUCAGGUACAGCUCGGCUCUUGUUCGCCAUCAGAGAAUUCACACUGGAGAGAAGCCUUUGAAUGGGAUGGGCAUGAGCAAAAGCUCCCUCAGAGUUACGACCGAGUUAAAUAUCAGAGAGUCCACGUGAAAGAGCCACACACCCAUUUUCCUCACUUCCCCUGAGUCUCAAGAGGUCUUGCCUUACUCUAUAAAUCUCAACAGCUUAGGAUGUGUCCCUUCCAACUCAGACCUUUCAUUUUAGAGAAUGGGGCAGAUUGGGCAAAUCGGUGAAUUUUACCAGAAAUCGCACCAGCCUUGGAAAGCAACAAGGCAAGCGGAGGUGGGG
This is a messenger RNA of Macaca mulatta (Rhesus monkey), 2177 nucleotides long. NCBI's taxonomy places the organism in Eukaryota, Metazoa, Chordata, Mammalia, Primates, Cercopithecidae. The record is from RefSeq and is a predicted model, not a curated record.